Messenger RNA from Dicrocoelium dendriticum, 1329 nucleotides. The record is from the annotation of a GenBank genome assembly. NCBI's taxonomy places the organism in Eukaryota, Metazoa, Platyhelminthes, Trematoda, Plagiorchiida, Dicrocoeliidae.
AUGUCCACUAAGUUUGGAAUUGAGGAAAUUGCAAAGCAACAGACCAUUCACUCAGUGAUAUCCAUAGAUUAUUAUCUUCCCCAUUUGCUUGAAUCACAAGCCGUUUAUUUUCUGAAUAGCAACGAUCUACCUCAAAUUCGCCGACGCAGUAUGUUCCGUUUUCUACUGACAUGUAGGCGCAAACCCCCCCCCCCCCACCCCCCCCCACACCCCCCCGACCCCAAACCCACCCUCAACCCCCCCCCACCACCUCAACCCCCCCCCCCACACACCCCCCUCACCCUUCAUACCACCCCCCCCCACCCCUCCCUCGUCCCUCCCCACCCCCCCCACCCCCCAUCCUCCUCCUCACUACCCCCACAUCGCAACACCAACCUCCUCGCCUCACCCCGCCCCCGUCCCCCAUUCCCGCCCCCCCCCAACCCCACCCACCCUCUACGUCGUCCGGCCACUCUCCCCUCUCACCUCACUCCCUCACCCCAUCCCCCCCACCCCACCCCAACCCCGCCUCCACCCCCCACACACCGCCCCCACCCCCAACCUACACCCCCACACCCCUCCCCCCCAUCACUCCCAAAAUCACUUCCCCCACCAACCAACCCCCCACCCCCCCCUCACUACACGCCUCGCCGCCCCCCCCCCCCCAACCCCCCCCCCCCCCCACCACAACCAACUCACCCUCCCCCCCACCACACCAACUUCCCUCACCAACACCCACCCCACCCACCACCGCCCCUCCCCUCCUCACCCUUCCCCCCUCGCCCCCAUCCACAUCCCACCCCGAUCCCCCCCCCCAAAACCCCCCCACUUUCACCCACAAUUCCCAACAAACCCCCACUCUCCUCCCCACCCACCACCACCCCCGUACUCUCCCACCCCCGAACCCCCAACCAACCCCCAUCCACCCUCGCCUCUUCCUCACCCACCCCAACCGCCCCCCCCCACCGUCCCCCUCAUACCUCCACACCCCCUCCCUCACCCCCGCCCACCAUUUCAUCUCCCCAACCCUGCUCCCCAUCAGCUCUGCAGCCCCUCCCCCCCCCCAUCCCCCCCCCCCGCCCCCACCCCACCUUCCGUCCCACUUUCCCCAAACCCCCUCUUUCCCCACCCUCCCCUACCCCCCCCAAACCACCCUUCACCCCUCCCCCACCACAUCCCUCCCACCCCCAUCCCACCCCCGGCCCCUACCACCCUCCCCAUAACACCUCUCCCAUACACACAACCCCACCCCCACCGCUCCACUCACCGCCUACCCCCCCCAAUCCAGCAACCCCUCCCCCACCCCGCCCCACGCCGCGCCACUCUCCACCCACCUAUCUCCAAAACUAA